Doryrhamphus excisus (bluestripe pipefish) is the source of this 827-nucleotide messenger RNA. The record is from RefSeq and is a predicted model, not a curated record. Lineage: Eukaryota; Metazoa; Chordata; Actinopteri; Syngnathiformes; Syngnathidae.
AGCGGAAGAGUAAGGUGUGGAUCCACUGUCAUGGGGGACCGGCUCUCUGGAGAUGGGGACUCGUCCUGGCUGUGGGGGGGGCAGGACACGCUGGGCGAAGUGAAUCAGAUGUCGGACUCACCUGUUGCUUUCCAUUUCCUCGCCACUUCGCAUCCCAACCGAGCCUUCUGAGGGGGAGCCAUCUUUGUUCACAACGCCAAUACCGGAACAAACAUGGCCGAGGCUUUCGUUGGCACCUGGAACCUCAAAUCCAGCGAGAACUUUGACGAGUACAUGAAGAUUCUGGGCGUCGGCUUCGCCACCCGCAAGGUGGGCAACCUGACCAAGCCCACCACCAUCAUCUCCGUGGAAGGAGACACGGUGACGGUGAAGACGCAGAGCACCAUCAAGAACACCGAGCUCACCUUCAAGCUGGGCCAGGAGUUUGACGAAACCACCGCCGACGACAGGAAGGUCAAGUCCAUCGUCACCAUCGACGGGGGCAAGAUGGUGCACAUACAGCGGUGGGACGGCAAAGAGACCAGCCUGGUCCGAGAGGUCAACGAGAACGCUCUCACGCUGACGCUGACGUUGGGCGACGUGGUUUGCACGCGCUCCUACGAGAGGGCGGCGUGAAUAAAAACACCCCAAGCCAUCAAGUUCCCUUCAUACUGGAGGAGGCAGUAUUAGCUUACCUGUGGACCCCCCCACCCCCAUGCCCCACACCUCUACUGUAAAAAAAAAACAAAAAACACUGAGUAAAUUCCAAUGAAUUGUUUUUUUUUGUUGUUGCUGUUGGGUUCCCAAAAUGUCCUUUAUGGAAUUGAAUAAAAGGAUUGUGGAGAAAA